AUGCGCUUGAAAAUAUCCUCGCUAGAAGUGCUCAAGCUCUCUCCAGAAAAUAGCCUGCAGUGCAAAUACACUCUCCACGCAAACGCCGACAUUCUGUGGAAAGACAUUCAAUGUCUCUGCCAGGGGAGAAAGUACAAAACAGCGUACGAGUGUGCGGAGCACUUAAGAAACAUAGCCUGCAAAGACACCAAAACUGAGCUGUACCGAAGAUGCAUGCUGAUAAUGGCCAGGCUGGCCGUGAUACAGUCGCAUCCAGACGCAGGCGCGCUCUACAUAGAUCUAAUUAGGCACGCCCACUCUAGGGAAUUUGUUUACACCACCCCAUACAGCUAUAACAUUGAGGUGUUUAAGCAGGCAGAAGCCAUGGCGUCUCCAUACAGGUUUUUAUUUGAAGAGUAUCUGGCAAACAUAAAAAAGCCGAAAAAGAACACUGGGCAGGAGACUCUAUUCUACCGGCUUAUUGACGUGCACACAAGGCACAAAAGCCCCUGGGACCACGAAGAGAGUCUGGAUCUGUCUCUGCUUCCUGCACAUGUGCGGAAUGUGUACGUGGAGUACACAGCCAACAUAGCAUACCCACGGGCUCGUGGAAGAAUACACGUAAACAUGCACAACUCCAGAGAGUUUAAGCACCGACAAGAAAUAUACAAAGACAGUGGAGUUUAG
This is a messenger RNA of Nematocida major, 666 nucleotides long. RefSeq lists its product as uncharacterized. Lineage: Eukaryota; Fungi; Microsporidia. The transcript has a single exon. The record is from RefSeq and is a predicted model, not a curated record. The coding region runs from base 1 to 666 and encodes 221 amino acids.